This is a messenger RNA of Contarinia nasturtii (swede midge), 1747 nucleotides long. RefSeq names its product glycerate kinase. Bases 86 to 1747 code for a protein of 553 amino acids. Gene Ontology annotation, molecular function: glycerate kinase activity. Lineage: Eukaryota; Metazoa; Arthropoda; Insecta; Diptera; Cecidomyiidae. The record is from RefSeq and is a predicted model, not a curated record. The transcript has 4 exons. Gene Ontology annotation, cellular component: cytoplasm. Gene Ontology annotation, biological process: protein phosphorylation.
GUUUUGCUAUCGGUGUUUUUGCCUAUUUUGCGAUUGUCAUAGCAUUUCUUAUCAGUGAAAAGAGUUAUCACUGAAUCGAUGGGAGAUGCGUAGAGCAAAAGCAUUUAUUAGAAAUUGUAUUUUCGCAUCAGAGUUGCUUGCAUUGAAUCGUGUGCCCGUGCGAAAUUAUUCCAAAGUAACAAUGGCAUCCGAACACUUGGUGACUGAAUUGAAAAGUUUGUUUUUGUGUGGUGUUCGUGCCGUUCAACCCGAGAAUCUAUUUCGUACCGAACAUUUUACAAUUGACAAAAUAAAUGGAAAAAUUCACUGUAACUUUAGUGAAAAGAAUUCAAUGGCAAUAGAUAUAGAUGGUAAGCGGUGCCAUCUUGUAGGGUUUGGAAAAGCCGUAUAUGGAAUGGCUAGUGAAUUAAGUAAAGUACUCGGUGAUCGGUUGAAAUCUGGGAUUAUAAGUGUUCCGUUAAAUAUUCACAAGAAUUUCAACGAUAUUCAAUUACCAACGGUUGUUAAGGUGUUCGAAGGUGCCCACAAUAAUUUACCAGAUGAAAAUGCGGAAUUGGCCGCAACUGUAAUUGUUCAAUUUGUGAAAAAUUUAACGAAUAAUGACAUUUUAUUUGUGCUAAUUUCGGGUGGGGGUUCAGCAUUGCUGCCAUUACCAGCCAAAGGUGUAACACUGCACGAAAAAUGUGAUAUCAUAAAAAAAUUGUCCAGCAAAGGUGCAACCAUUUCGGAUAUAAAUCGGGUACGCAUCUCUUUAUCUGGAACAAAAGGUGGAAAAUUGGCAAACCAUGCAUCGAAUGCCAACACAGUUGCAACAUUUAUCAUUUCCGAUAUUAUCGGCGAUCCAAUUGAUUUGAUUGCAAGUGGUCCCACUGUUCAAUCCAAAAAUACUGGAAAUGAAAACAGUUCCAUCGUUGUUUUGAAACGAUUUGAUCUAUGGAGCUCAUUACCUGACCACAUUCGAGAUGCUGUAACGGACCAUGAACUUAGCCACCAUGCUGUUGCAGUGAAAAAUGUUAAAAAUAUGAUCAUUGCAAACAAUGAGAUCGCAAUAGAUGCUGUACGUCAAGAAACAGACAAAAGAAAUGUGAAAGCGAUCAUUUUAUCGACUGAAAUCGAAGGCAAUGUUGCUGACCUAAGCAAAGCAUAUUUUGAGCUCAGCAAAUGCAUUAAAGCAUUUAAGAUGGGACAAAUGAACGAAAAUCAAUUGCUUCACCACUUACACACAUUGCGUCAAAUAUUACACAUUCGAGACGAAUUCUUUCAAACUAUUACAAAUACUUUGAAUCAAUCGAAAGCCGAACAAAAUGAUUUCUGUGUAAUUGGAGGUGGUGAACCAACUGUCACUCUUAUUGGUAACGGUAUAGGUGGUAGAAAUCAAGAGCUUGCUCUUCGGUUUAGUAAAUUUGCUUUUGAUGAUAGCUUAACGCAAGAUGUAUUUCUUCUGUCGGCCGGGACAGAUGGGAUCGAUGGACCAUCACCAGCUGCCGGAGCGCUGGGAGGUGGAGAUAUUAUUCGAAACUAUUUGAUGAUACCAGGAAAUAGCCGAAAUGACAUCGAUGCUUUCAUACAAAAUAACGAUUCGUUUAAUUUUUAUUCAAAUUUAUCUCAAAAUAAAUAUCACAUCAUCACACAGGAACCAAUGUUAUGGAUUUGCACCUUUUACAGUUCACAUGAAUCAAAUAAUAACGAACUGAGCACGACAUUUUGUCCGCAAUAUUCAAAUCGAUACUCGUACUAUUGGAAGUAG